Molecule: messenger RNA, 1905 nt
Organism: Debaryomyces hansenii CBS767
Lineage: Eukaryota; Fungi; Ascomycota; Pichiomycetes; Serinales; Debaryomycetaceae
Product: phosphoribomutase
Exons: 1
Coding region: 1-1905 (634 amino acids)
Biological process (GO): purine ribonucleoside salvage; carbohydrate metabolic process
Molecular function (GO): magnesium ion binding; phosphopentomutase activity
Source: RefSeq, a predicted model, not a curated record
AUGGAAGAAUAUUCUGAAGAGCAAAUUAAGACCUUGAAUACUUUAGUCGAACAGUGGAUAUCGGUUGAUAUCAAUCCGAAAUCAAGAAAGGAGAUAAUUGAACUACAACAAGAAGGAAAUUAUUCAAAAUUGAAUGAAAAACUUUCGAAGCGAAUUGCGUUUGGUACCGCCGGGUUGAGGUCAACGAUGACUUCUGGCUUUGCACAUAUGAAUGAUGUUACCAUACUUCAGGCUUCUCAAGGGUUGAUCAAAUAUUUACUCGAGAAAAAUGAAUCAAACCAGAAUUUAUCUAUUGUUGUGGGUUAUGAUCAUAGAUUUCAUUCCCAGAGAUUUGCUGAAAUUACAGCCAGUGUUGCUUUGACACAAGGGUUUAAGGUAUAUUACUUAGGUUCAACAACUAAUUUAUCACGCGAAUCUAUUGAACUUUCAGAGGCUAAAUUUAAUGAGCUCCAAGAAGCUGAUAGAGGAUAUGUGCAUACGCCAUUAGUACCAUUCGCCAUUGAUUAUUUCAAAGCCUCAGCAGGAGUUAUGGUCACAGCUUCUCAUAAUCCUGCUCAAGAUAAUGGGUAUAAAGUCUAUUAUGGAAAUGGUUGCCAAAUCAUACCCCCAAAUGACUCAGGAAUAGCUAACUCUAUUGAGAGAAAUUUGGACCCUUGGCUUAACCAACAUGUAUGGGAUAUUGUAGGGAAUUUCAAGAAAAAUGCUGAUAAGUUAUUAUUUGGGGUAAAAGGAAAAGCUACAGAAAUGUAUGUUAACGCAGUUAAUGAGCUUUUAAUCCAAAAUCAUAAAUUGAGCUAUGAUUUCACUUACACUCCAAUGCAUGGAGUAGGAAUGGAGAUUUUCGAUAAAAUUAUCUCUUUAUUUGAAACAAAAUCCGAUAUCAAACCUGUCACAGAGCAAAUGAAUCCUGAUCCCGAGUUUCUGACGGUGAAGUUUCCCAAUCCAGAAGAAAAGGGUGCAUUAGCUUUAUCGAUCAAAAAUGCAAACGAACUGGGCCAUAAGUUAGUUAUUGCGAACGAUCCGGAUGCGGAUAGAUUUAGUGUUGCAAUUAAGUCAUAUAAAACAAAUGAAUGGGUGCAGUUAACAGGGAAUGAGAUUGGGUUCUUGUUUGCAAUGUACGUGAUUGAAGAAUUAACUCCAGAAAAUAAGCUAGAUAAAACAUACUUAAUUAAUUCUACCGUUUCAUCACAAGUCUUAGCCUCAAUGGCACAACAUCAUGGGUUUAAGUUUAUUGACACCUUAACUGGAUUCAAAUGGAUUGGUAAUAAGGCCAUUGAUUUAAAGAAAGAAGGGUUUAACGUACCAUUUGGUUACGAGGAAGCGAUAGGCUUUAUGUUUAGUGUAGCUAAUGACAAAGAUGGCAUUUCUGCCCUAGUUAUUUGGCUACAAUUGUACGAAACUUGGUUUGCAAACAAAGAAAAUUACGAUCCCGUUGAUAAAUUAAACGAGGGAUAUGAAAAAUACGGUUGGUACAAAGAAGCAAAUGGCUACUAUAAGCUAAACGAUCUAUCGAUGACCCAAAAAAUAUUUGAAAACACUAUUCGUAAAUCGUAUGAAGGAAGGCCUCAUCCACAAACUCUAGGAGACACAUUCUUAGUCGAUUCAUGGAGAGAUCUAACCCUAGGAUACGAUACUCUGACCCCCACCCAUGUGCCUGAUUUACCUGUUGAUCCCACCUCACAGAUGAUUACUGCCACAUUGAAACCAAAAGAUGCACAAUCAGAUAACGAAUUAGUGAGAUUUACUUGUCGUGGUUCAGGAACUGAACCCAAAUUAAAAAUCUACAUUGAAGGAAAAUCUGAUAUUGGUGAAAAUCGAGCUUUAUCUCUUGCUAAACUUUGUUGGAAUACCUUGAAGACAGAAUGGUUUAAACCCGAAGAGAAUGGAUUGCAAGAGGUUAUAUAG